AUGGAGGGCGGCGUGGUGACUUGUGGAUGUGGACGCGGCGGCUUGUUCGCGUGCUCGCUGGAGCGGCGGCGUGGGGAUUUCCUGGGCGCUGCGUUGCUUCGGCAGCUAGAUCUGGUGGCAAUGGCGGUUGCCCGCAAUGCAGGAAGGGCCGACCUGCUGGCGGCAUCGCUCGCCGGCAAUGGAUGGAGGAUCGGGCCGAUCCGGUGGCAGCGGCGGAGGUCGUCCUCGAACCACGAUGGCGACAGGGUGUCGAUGUGGCGGCGAACCUUAUAUGAUGACGAUGGUAGCUUGGUUGGCCUUAUAUGUCUCUCUCUUGAUGUACGGACACUGCAAGAGGUAUUCAGUCCUUCAGCCACAGCGCAAUCCUUUGAAAGUUCAGCAAAGCCCGAUUUUCAUGUUCAUAACCGGCCUAAAAGUGGUUCGCAAAACAAAGGUUAUUUUGACUCGCAGCAACCUCUUCAAUCUACUAUCACCUCCAAGAUAACAACUUUUGCCACCAAGGUUACAAGUAGAGCUCGUUCGAGGGUAAGGACAGGAUAUAAUUGCAACGUACAGUACAGUAGCGGCUGUGAGGACCAGGAUUCUGAACAUGAGAUCAGGGCUGAGCUGACAUCAAGUGAAGCAAGUACCACAAAUGGGGAUGUACGUCAUGGUGUGUUUGUUGCCGAAGAGAAAUCUUCUGGGAAGUCAAGCAAAACUAGUGAUGAUUCAAGAGAAGGAAAAGUAGGGUUUCACAAAAUGUUUACUUCAAAGGCUGAGGGGUUACCGGCCAAGAAGGGGAUACCGUGGCCUUGGAAAGGACGUGAAAAUGAUGGCGGUUCUGACGUGACCUCAACACCUUUGCAUGAUAAGCAAGAAAAUGACGGGAGUCAUCAGAGAGUUCUAGAGCCUAUCACAAUUCCAAAGCGUCAAGAUAGUGAAUAUGCGCAGACAACCAAAUAUGAGGUCUCAGGUUCCUGGUGGAUUUUCAACAAUAAUAGUACAAGUAGUAUGAGCAGCACGAGUUCAAAUGGCAGUCCUAUCGAGAGAUUAGAUUACGAAGCAGACUGCUUGGAUUAUGAGAUUCUGUGGGAAGACCAGAGGGAUUAA
Molecule: messenger RNA, 1089 nt
Organism: Lolium rigidum
Lineage: Eukaryota; Viridiplantae; Streptophyta; Magnoliopsida; Poales; Poaceae
Exons: 3
Coding region: 1-1089 (362 amino acids)
Source: RefSeq, a predicted model, not a curated record